Pollicipes pollicipes is the source of this 529-nucleotide messenger RNA. RefSeq lists its product as uncharacterized. Bases 26 to 529 code for a protein of 167 amino acids. The transcript is spliced from 5 exons. The record is from RefSeq and is a predicted model, not a curated record. Lineage: Eukaryota; Metazoa; Arthropoda; Thecostraca; Pollicipedomorpha; Pollicipedidae.
UCUGCCAGCGAGACAGCAGAUCGUGAUGGGACAUGCUGAUUCCUCGGCCGUCCAGAGCGUGGGCAAUGCCUCGCUGUCCGACCGUGGCCGCUGUACUCCACCGCGCACUCGUCCCAGCUGCGAGUCGGAGCUGGACCCGCCGGAGGUGCCACAGAAGCCAGCGGCAGCGGCAGCGGCAGCCGACAGGGUGAAGAGGAGACCAUACGUUCCGCCGAAGGUUCAGCUUGGAGCGUGGACCGGCCUUGACCGAGAGGUGCAGCUGAUGGAGGACAGCGACUACAUCAUCCGAGCGCACUCGGCAGCGGGCCCGGCACCCGUCUUGCUGCGAGGCGUCCCGAAGGUCCAACAGCAAGACGACUGCAUGUCUGAAGAGCAAAGCCGCUCCCAGUCGAGAGAGCAAGGCCACGCCCGGUCCCAAGAGUGGGACAGUUCCCAGCCCCGGCAGGCGGACAUCGUCGUCCGCCGGGAAGCCGACAGGUCGUCUGCGGAGCCCGGCCGCUGCGCGCUCGCCGGUGCCGACACGGGAUGA